Molecule: messenger RNA, 3329 nt
Organism: Rhipicephalus microplus (southern cattle tick)
Lineage: Eukaryota; Metazoa; Arthropoda; Arachnida; Ixodida; Ixodidae
Biological process (GO): activation of adenylate cyclase activity; hormone-mediated signaling pathway; adenylate cyclase-activating G protein-coupled receptor signaling pathway
Cellular component (GO): plasma membrane
Molecular function (GO): G protein-coupled peptide receptor activity; protein binding
Source: RefSeq, a predicted model, not a curated record
GAAGCGGCCGGUGUUCGCGCUCCUUCCUAGUGGGGGCCUCCCGCGGAGCAUUGCUCUUGCUUCUCCGCAGCUGUUCUUCCACGUUGUCUCCUAUCGCGGGGCUUUGCUUCGGAAAGUUCUGCGGCCUCUUCUUCGGCGUUUCGUCCGUUUAUUUUUUUGUUUUAUUUCUAUGCUUGAGUGGUGUUUCAAAAUUGUCCAGAAGAGCCGUGUAUGUAAUUCUAUCGCUCGAUCACAGUCCUUCCAACCGUUCACCCCGAACAGUAGCAAACCGUCCACGUGCUUGAUCGAAUGCCGCGACAUCAAGUGAGGUCCUGACACGGUGUGCGUGUAGCCGAGCUGUCUUUGUUGCUUCUCGCGCUUUGGCGGCGCUGCAUUGUGAGCUGCGUGCCCCCGAUUCGCUCGAUCAUUUAUCGAAUUCUUUUUAAUUUUUUUUACCCUUAUUGUGAAGCUCUGAGAACGUUGCUGCAGGCUAAACGAGAAACGUGCGCUGUCGUCGAGAAUUCGCCGAUUGGAGUCAUCUGUACCGUGUGCUACUGUGCGUUGUUAUUAGAUGCCGACAUCAACAGAUAGAGCAGAAUUCUGUGGUCAACAUCGACGAAAUCGGUUUUGAUGGAUGCCUAAGAGUGUGAAGAUCAAGCACUUGCAGUAUAGGUUCACUGAGCCUGUGAGAGUGCGUUUCUGCGCAAAGCGUGUUGCUUUUGUGGGAUCUACCUUGCCCGGACGUACAAAGGCCGAAGCUGUCGUGACCUCUGUUCAUGCAAGAAUGCCCCCGACGUCACGUGGCACCUGCUGGUGCCUCUCCUGGAAAUGUACCAUGAGAGCGACCGUCUUUUUACAGCUCAGUGCGAUGCUGUGCUCGUCCGCUGCUACGAUUGGCAAAGCCACCAAGCACACCUGUCCCGAGGGCCACUUUCCUUGCAGUGAAGCGAGGAGGCACUGCGUACGACGAGAGUUCAUAUGCGACGGACAGCGGGAUUGCCCGGAGGGCUCCGACGAAAAAGCAUGCGGGGACGAGAACCUGAAGAAGUUCAUCGAAGACUACUUCCAGAAACGGCCUGAUGAGGACCGUGAAAAAAAGUCUGGAAAAUGCGAUUGGAUCUAUCCUGGAUGCCGCUGCUCCAAAAACAACAGCUUCUUUUGCGAGAACACCGGGCUGCGGGCCCUACCACCAACCAUUCCUCAAAACGUCAUAAACCUGGACAUCUCUGGGAACCAUUUCUCCAAGCUACAGAAGAGUGACUUCCCGCUGAUGCCUCAACUAACCAUACUUGUGCUGUCUUCAUCUGAGGUCAUCAACUUGGAUGAAGACGUCUUUGGGAACCUUCCCAUGCUUAAAAAUGUGUAUCUCCGAGAUAACCGGAUUCGACAAAUCGCGGCUGACACCUUCGUGAGCAGCAAGAACCUGCGACACUUGUACUUGUCACACAACCCCAUCGAGUUUAUCGCUGCGAGGGCCUUCCACGGUCUUACGGCGCUGGAAACACUAGACCUCAGGAGCUGCUCGCUGACAGACGUACAAGAAGACUUGUUCGUUCAUCCGAAGAACCUCACUCAUCUUUGGCUCGAUGGCAACGAUAUUGAGUCCGUUCAACCACGUGCCUUCUCACAUCUGAGUCGUCUCCAGGUUCUGUCUCUGACAAGGAACAAGCUUGUCCGCCUCUCAGCGCACGACUUCACGGGUCUUGUCUCUCUCCGAACACUGAACCUGGCUUACAACAAGCUGUCCGACGUGACGGGAGCAUUUACUGUCUUGGGAAGCCUGCGGACACUAGACCUGGAGGGCAACAGACUCGACCUUAUCCCUGACGACACAUUCUGGCCUCUUAGAAGCAUCGAAUCACUCAAUCUGAGAAAGAAUGUGUUCCUAACUGCCUCUUCAGAUCUAUUCGCUCCUCUUCGCAACAUCACUCACAUCUACUUCAGCGACUUCAGCCUGUGCUCGUCCGCACUGCACGUUCGCGUUUGCGAACCACGCGGAGAUGGUAUAAGUAGCCUGGCUCACCUCCUGGACAGCGUGGUUCUGCGCGUGGCCGUGUGGGUGGUGGCGCUGGUUGCCUGCCUCGGAAACCUGCUCGUGCUCGUUGGGAGGCUAGUGCUGCGCGAGCCCAACGCGGUGCACUCCUUUUACAUCAAGAACCUGGCACUGGCCGACCUCAUCAUGGGCGUAUACCUUUUCGUCAUUGCCUCGCACGACGUGGCGUUCCGAGGAGAGUACAUCCGAUACGACUACCGCUGGCGACGCUCCGUCGGCUGCAGCGUCUCUGGGUUCCUGUCGACGGUCAGCAGCGAGGCGUCGGUGUUCACCCUGACGGUGAUCACGGUCGAUCGGUUUGCGUCUAUCGUGUACCCGCUCUCUCUGAAACGUCGCACAUUUCGGUUCGCGUGGAUGUGUAUGCUCUGCGUAUGGCUGAUGACCCUGUUGCUCGCCGCCGUGCCCAUGAUGCGACCCGACUACUACGGAGAAGAGUUUUACGGAAGCAACGGCGUGUGCCUGCCUCUCCACAUUCACGACCCCGACUCCAAGGGCUGGGAGUACUCGGCGUUCGUGUUCUGCAUCGUAAACAGCGUGGCGUUCGCCUUCAUCGCCUACGCCUACCUCACCAUGUUCGUCGCAAUCACGCAUUCCAAGGUGGGCCUACGCUCCACGCAGCAGCUGCAGGAUCGAGCCAUCGCCAAGCGAUUCGCCUUCAUCGUGGGCACCGACUUUCUGUGCUGGAUGCCAAUCGUGUUCAUCAAGAUCAUCGCUAUAGCCGGAACAAAGAUCGACGAGACGCUGUACGCUUGGGUCGCAGUGUUUCUGUUGCCUGUGAACUCGGCGCUCAACCCCGUCUUGUACACACUCACCACGCGAAUGUUCAAGCAGCAGCUGAACCGGUUCCUGGAGAACUUGCGCCAGUGUGAGCGGGUACCUUCGUACCGACAGUCCGGCCAGUCGGGCCAGUCGGGCCAGUCGUGGUCGUCCAUUCCCACGGUGCGGGGCCAAAAGAAGACGAUCGUGACUUCACUUUCCGAAUACACCUUCGGGAAGAAAAAAACCUCGAGCGUGGUGUGCUAUCCGCUGAAAAAUGGCGUGAUAUUGCCGCUACGGGCCACCCAAUCAUGCACGGAAAAGGUGUGCGAGCCCAUGCUGGAAGAGAUGAAGACUUUUUCUACUGGCUACGGGCAGGCAGGUGCUAUUGGCGCGCGCAGAACAAACUCCAGUGGCAAGUCGACGACGCCACUGCUGUCGACGACAUCGGCAUCUGGGAAGUCAAAGUGGAAGAGACGUCAGCACACGAGACUCCGAGUCGAAGAUUCGUUAUAACCGCCGCUGUGGAUGUGUAACUGCC